This is a messenger RNA of Protopterus annectens (West African lungfish), 2843 nucleotides long. It is a transcript of the gene SOWAHB, whose product is annotated as sosondowah ankyrin repeat domain family member B. Lineage: Eukaryota; Metazoa; Chordata; Ceratodontiformes; Protopteridae. Bases 284 to 2434 code for a protein of 716 amino acids. Gene Ontology annotation, molecular function: protein binding. The transcript has a single exon. The record is from RefSeq and is a predicted model, not a curated record.
AAACUCGCGGCUAAAAUCCUAUAGUGUUAUUCCGUGGGGACCAUUUGGUUGUGGUAAGGUACGACAUUCAGCUAGAAUGUGCAGGAAGGUACACACUGAACACCUAUCCUGUGUCGUAUCUAUGCUGACACCUUUGGGUUUACUCACCCGCGCGUCUGCCACCCUUUGGAGGAGGAGCCAGCAGUUAAUAUCUGACUGAAACUCAGAAAGGGAGCAGCUGAAACUUGUUUACCUGCCAGCUCUGCAGUAAGUGGACAGGUUACCACACUCGUCUGAAGGGUGAAUGGGCGGCAUGGCUCAGAAACUCACUCAGGAGUCUGUGUUAGAUUUUCUGUGCAGUUCCGGCGGUAAGGUGAGAAACACCGACCUGCUGCGGCAUUUUCAGAAGUUUCUUAAGGGACCCGAAAGUCAGGUGCAGCACCGGGAGCAGUUUAAGAAGAUUAUCAAUUCAUUGGCUGUGGUGAAGACGGAAGACGAAGUGAAAUAUGUUGUCCUGAAAAGAAAGUACCGUGAGCUGAUCGGGGAAGACUGCAGUCGCCAAGAACCAAGAGUUGCUAAGACUACUUGCUCAAAUAGUUGCAGGGAAGUCAAAAGCAGGAGCAGCGACCUUCGGGUAACUGACCUAAUGCCUGCCUGUAGUGAAGUCACAACUUUUGGGGCAGGUAGAGGCCUUGCUUUAACCACCGUUGCUCACUCUCUUCCCGACGCAUACAAUGAAAGGUGCUGCCGGGCUACUCCUGUUAGUACUCGUUUGACUACCACCACACCACCAUUGGAUGGACUUUAUACUGCUGACAACAAUGGAGGUCAAAUUGACACCCCUCCACGCGCGCAUAGCCUGGAUCCUUCAUAUGUCAUUGUUUCUAAUGACCUCAGAGAAAACUGGGAUAACCCGCUGCAGCAUGGAAACGUUAGCGAAACACUUCAAAUGCAGCCUUGUACAGAAGCUAAAGGAGAGCCCAGGAACAGCAGUUUCCCAUUCAGUUCAAAUUUCUGGGAUAGUAAGCAGACACGGAAUGACAGCUGGUCCUCCUUGGUGGAUGAUCCAUCAUUUCAGAUGAAAACCUAUUCGGCUCCCACUUCUUGGCGGUCCUUAGAUUCUGUGCUGAGUGAAGAACUACCACAGUACUCCACACCUCCGGGAUCCCUGUUUGAUGCUGGCAGUGCAGGAAGAUGCAAAGGGCAACUGUUGGUGACACAUGACGAUGGCAUUGUUGGAUCUCCACCUCACCCUCAAGUCUUAAAGCAAUUUAACAAGAAGACAGAUUCCAGGCUGGCUUCUGAAGAUACAUCAGUAACAGAUGCCCAGAGGCUUACAGCAUAUCCUAAAGAUACCUACAGAAAUGCAGGAAAACGUGGGGAAGAUAUAACACAGAAUACAUACAUCCCAUAUGUCAGCGCAGUGCCACCAAACGACGGCAGAUCCAGCCAAACUAAAAUGGAGGCUGAAAGGACAAGCUGUGAUUCCUUGCCAGUUUCUACAACAUCUCCGAUAGAUUGUGUGAGUGAAAGGGAACUAGUAGUAGAAAGGAUGUCCCCUUUUCAAGAUAUUUGCAGUAACUCAUUGGUUCCUAGUAUUUCUGAAAAUUGUAGGUGGCUUUCUUCUGAUUUUCAGCUUAUGGUGGAUAAUUUAGAGGACAAUGUUUCUGUUCAUGCCAAAAAAGGUCAGAUCACCAAAUCCUUAUCUUCAUCUUUACCAGAUAUUACCAAACAUGUUGCACCAAGAUUUCCAAAGUCAGAUUCACCAUCUUUGCUGUCUACACAUGCUGAGUUAAAUAAAGUUCAUUUAUAUAGAAAAGUAGGUUCAUCUCAAAAACUAGAGUCUGUGCCUCUGGACCAAAAGGAGCAUAGCUGGAUUGUUUCUUUGGCUACUGGUUCAUUGAACCACGCAUAUGGCUUACUUCUUGAGGAUCCAACCUUAGCCACCAAGAAGGAUUUCAUUUCUGGGUACUCUGCACUUCACUGGAUAGCCAAGCAUGGUGAUAUGAAUUCAUUGUAUGUGUUUUUCAAUGGGGCCACUAAAGCUGGGAUAACACUGAAUGUAAACGUUAAAACUGGCUGUGGGUAUACUCCAUUGCAUAUUGCUGCAAUUCAUGGACACCACAAAGUCAUUAAACUGCUAGUGCGCAAAUUCAAUGCCAGUGUGAGUAUCAGGGACAGCAGUGGUAGGAAGCCAUGGCAAUAUUUAAGCAAGGAGGCACCUUCUGAGUCUUGGCAGCUGUUGGGUGCCCCAAAAUCUCACAUCCCUCUUUCUGUUGAAGGUUUGUCAGAGAAACAUGCUUUGAAUUCCACAGAAAGGAACAAACACAUCACAUCCAAACGCAUCAGCAGGAAGGCCUCAUUAGCAGCUUUAUUGAAACACCAGCAUAUAAAGUGGAAGACCUCUAAAUCUUACAUGACAGCAAUAAGAGAUAUCGAAGAAGAUAGUAAUUAAAUUUAUAUGAGUGGUUAUAUUUAAACUUUCUCUUUCCCAAAUAUUCAACAUAAUUCAUUGGGAAGUUUCUGCACUAAAUGUCUUCAGAUCAUGUAAAUUUAAGUGUGGAUGCAGUGUCUUGAAUCCAGAAAUGAGCAAGUAUCUUAAACUUCUUUAUUUAAAUUUUUUAAUAGCCCUACUGCACUUCAGUUUUACACCGAUUUGUGUAACUAAACUAGAAUUAAUGCUUGCAUGAUGUGGUAUGCCUGCUGGCCCAAUAAAUUUAAGAGCACAUGCGUUUUGCAUUUAAGAGAAAAGGUUACAUAAACGCCUAUGUUAGUCUUGAUAGUUCUGUCUUGCAAGGUAAAAGUAUCACGUUUAAAUGCUUGCAGGUGGGCACAGGACACAAAAUUAAACACAAUUUUCAGUA